Messenger RNA from Staurois parvus, 600 nucleotides. NCBI's taxonomy places the organism in Eukaryota, Metazoa, Chordata, Amphibia, Anura, Ranidae. The record is from the annotation of a GenBank genome assembly.
CGGGUCAUCAGGUACCGGAUUGUCUGGCUCGACAGCAGGCAUCGGGUCACCAGGUAUGACAGCGGGCACUGGGUCACCAGGCAUCAGGUCAUUUGGCUUGCCAGCGGGCACCGCGUCAUCUGGCAAGGCAGUGGGCACCGGGUCACCAGGCAUUGGAUGUCUGGCUCGACAGCGGGCAUCGGGUCACCAGGUAUGACAGCGGGCACUGGGUCACCAGGCAUCAGGUCAUUUGGCUCGCCAGCGGGCACCGCGUCAUCUGGCAAGGCAGUGGGCACCGAGUCACCAGGUACGACAGCGGGCUCUGAGUCAAUUGGCACGACAGCGGGCACCGGAUCAGGUACCGGAUCAUCUGGAUCAACAGCGGGCAUCGAGUCAACUUGCCUAAUAGGAUCGUCAGGCUGGAUCAGUUCAUCAGGCAUCAGGCUGAAGAGAGGCAUCAGGCUGAAGAGAGGCAUCAGGCUGCGUACCGGCAUCAGGCUGAAGAGAGGCAUCAGGCUGCGUACCGGCAUCAGGCUGAAGAGAGGCAUCAGGCCGAGUACAGGCAUCAGGCCGAGUAGAGGCUUCAGGCCGAGUAGAGGCUUCAGGCCGAGUAGAGGCUUC